AGGUAAGGUGACGUGCGUCCACAGCGCCAUGCAUGCUCCCUCGUGUGCACUCCUUUGUGUUGUAGCCACCGUCAAACAACAACCUCCUUGGCCGGAUAGAUGCUUGCUUGCUUUUCUAGUGACCGAAGUGCCUCUUGUCUAGUGACCUGUCCAUAGAGGUGGUCCCGUCCCGUCCCGUCCCACGGCGUUGUUGUUUGCAGAGAAGGGAGCGACAAUCACCAUGGCCAGCCGCCUGACCGCCAUGGAGAAGUUGGUCCUCUUCCACAAGCUCGAGAGCGAUCUGUUCCACCGCCUAGUGCGCGACCUCGCCCAGGACCCGGUGCCCAUGCGCUGGGUGAUCGCGUUCUGGCUGUGGCUCGAGUCCGAUGGCCACCACGACUUCAUCCGCCGCGUCUCCGCGCUGCCAGGACCCGUCGUGCUGCGGCUCGUCGAGGAGGCUAUCGAGUGCCUCCGCCGCCUCGCCGCCGGCCGCGAGAGGUGCCUGCUGCCGCCCUGCCCCUGCACGAACGCGCUCUUGGCGCCCAACAAGCGCAUAGACGAUGCGGGCUGCUUCCAAGGGCACCGGGAGGUUUUGGAUGGCGUCACCUACCAGUACAGGAGCGUAUGCCUCGCCGUUUGCGAUGUGAGCAGCGCCCGUGUGCUUGCCGCCCCGCCCAUGGUUGGCUCCCCUGUCCUCGCCGCCCCGACGAACCCGAUGGCGUCCUUUCCACUGAACCCGAUGGCGUCGCCGUGGAUCCGUUUGCAGAGCCCUCCGCCGGACGACUACCGGUCCCUAUUCGUCACCUUCUCCAGAGGCUACCCCGUUAGCAGGGAGAACAUCGUGGAGUUCUUCAACUCGGUGUACGGGCCGUGCGUGGAGGCGGUGAUGAUAGAGAAGGUGGCGCCAGGGCAGCUGCCGGUGUACGGCCGCAUGGUGCUGCGCAGCGCGGCAAUGAUCCCUGUGGUGCUGAACGGGCGGCAGACGGCCAAGUUCCUGAUCAAAGGCAGGCACCUGUGGGCCAGGAUCUACGUCCCCAGCUCCAGGCUCUCCUACGCCUGACGACCCCCAGCCACACCUACAGGCUACAGCAGAGAUCAGAAGCCGGCCGGAGCUAGAAGAAAGAUCGCUAGCAGAGCCGGCCGGAGCUUUAUACUACUGUUACGUACGUACACUUACGUGCCAUGUAUGCCCUAGGCCAGGGUAGAGCCGUGGCUAGACAGUACUUUCGCUGAACUGUGUCGUCUAAUAAAUGAAAUGAUCGGAGUGUUAAACAUGCA
Molecule: messenger RNA, 1257 nt
Organism: Zea mays
Lineage: Eukaryota; Viridiplantae; Streptophyta; Magnoliopsida; Poales; Poaceae
Exons: 2
Coding region: 221-1039 (272 amino acids)
Source: RefSeq, a predicted model, not a curated record